CUCAAUGGCAAAAAAACCCGUGAAAGUCGUAGCCAAAAUUGCCCGGUUUAGACUCGGCUUUCUUUGCUUUUACAGUAGUAUAGUUCCCUGAAUCCCUUCUAGAUUUGUCAUUGGUGUUUUGCAUUUUAUGUUCAGUCAGUCAGCUGAUGUAAACAAUCAGUGUAAAAAAUACAGUGAAAUAUCGAUCAGUGAAAGUGGGGCACAACGUGUCAACUAGCCCCCGCUCAGUUCUCCCACCGAACUGAGAGUGAGAUGAGAUUCGUUCGCGAUCCGUGAAAGUACUACUAACUAAAAAUGGCUCGAUUCAAAACUAAAAAAUGUAUACUGGUGGUCAGUGUGACGGUGGUGAUUGUUUUCAUGGUGAAAACUUUCUUGAUGGCCGGUGAGAUGUCGGGAAGCGGAGAGGAUGCGAAUAAACAGCCGGACCCGGACGGUGGCGGUGGCGGCGGCGGCGGAAACAGAAUGAAAAUUGCCGAUUUGGCCCUUGAUGUGCAAGGGGUUGGCAUCGACCGGCCUCCCAUACACAAGGCAGCCCAUAACUUUGGCUCCGUUCAGCAGGGAGCUUCGCUGAAAUCAUCCCUAGGAAACUAUGAGCCAGAACAGGCAUCUCGUAAGACUGGUCCCGGGGAAAACGGGAUACCGGUCCGAACCGGGCCAAAGGAGCAAGAAGCGAUUGAGAGGAGUAUCAAGGAAUAUGGCUUCAACCAGUUCGUGAGUGAUAAGAUAUCCCUGGACAGGAAUAUACCAGAUCUCAGGAAUUCACAAUGCAAAUACUGGCACUACCCGGAGAAGUUGCCUACCACCAGUGUCAUCAUAGUCUUUCACAAUGAAGGCUGGUCUACGCUACUGAGGACUGUACACAGCGUCAUGAACAGAUCACCCCCAGAACUACUGCAUGAGAUCAUCAUGGUGGACGAUUUCAGCACUAAAGAGCAUUUAAAAAGGAAACUGGAUGACUAUGCGACGUCUCCGCAGUUCAAGGGUAAAGUCAAAGUCAUCCACAACAAGCGUCGGGAAGGUCUGAUCAGGACGCGCAUCAUCGGAGCUAAGGCGGCCACAGGGGACGUUCUGCUGUGGUUGGACGCACACUGUGAGGUUGGCAUUAAUUGGCUGCCGCCGCUGCUCGCACCUAUCGCUGUCAAUAGGACAACAGCAGUGUGCCCUGUCAUUGACGUGAUUGACAAUCAGAACUACAAGGUGUACCCACAAGGCACUGGGGAUCAGGACAGAGGCGGGUUUGACUGGAGCCUGUACUGGAAACACUUCCCCCUCCCGGAGUUUGAGCGAAAACGGAGAAAGUAUGAGACAGAGCCCUACAGGUCCCCUGCAAUGGCGGGAGGCCUGUUUGCGAUGGGACGGGAGUUUUUCUUUGAGCUCGGAACCUACGAUGAUGGACUGGAGAUCUGGGGAGGUGAAAACUUCGAACUCUCCUUCAAGUUGUGGAUGUGCGGGGGCUCACUUUUGUGGGUGCCCUGCUCGCGCGUUGGUCACGUGUACAGAAUUCACGGUAAGGUACCGUACUCGGCACCAAACGGUAGCAUGAUGAUGAUAAGCGAGAGGAAUCUGAAGCGAGUCGUAGAAGUCUGGUUUGACGACUACAAGGAGUAUUUCUACCGCAGUAAGCCAGAAGCCAUGUUGGUCUCGGCGGGUGAUCUGGAGAAGCAGCUGGCGUUCCGGCGUAAGAUGAAAUGCCGGUCCUUCUCCUGGUAUAUGUCUGAGAUCGCACCGGACAUCGUGGACAAGUAUCCCCUGCCGUCCGCUAAUACGCAUUGGGGAGAGGUUAAAACAGCUAGUGCCCGUCUAUGCGUAGACUCCAUGGGCCAGAAGGAUGGUGGCAAGAUAGGCAUGUCGUACUGCCAUGGAGCCGGUGGGAACCAACUCUUUAGAAUGACGGAAGAUGGACAGUUCCGUAUUCACGACCAGUGUGCCUACAAAGCCUCCUCAGAUAUCAGGUUACGACGGUGCGAUACAACCAAGUACAAUUGGGCUUAUAAUACAGAUACUCAAGCAGUUUAUAUCACAGACCAAAAUUUGUGUCUAGAUCACAGGGCAACUAGUAAAGAGCUUUUUAUGACAACGUGCGACCCAUCGAGGAGGACACAGCGGUGGGAAAUCUCCUCCAAGGGCCUCAAACAUCACUGAGAUUCUGUCUUAUCGCAGUCUGAAAUUCCAUCAACUCGCUUGUCUGCUGAAGACGUGACAGAACAGACGCAGUAUGAGUACAAGUUUAGGUAUUAUAUUGAGAAGAGCCUGUUUAAGUUAAGGAGAAUGCACGAGAAAGUGUGGAUUCGUAAUUUAAGAAUUCACGAGGCGCGAAGCGACAAGUUAAUUCGUAAAUUAAGAAUCCACACUUGCGAGUGUAUUCUUCGACUUAAACCAUUGCGUC
Messenger RNA from Patiria miniata (bat star), 2386 nucleotides. RefSeq names its product N-acetylgalactosaminyltransferase 7-like. The coding region runs from base 295 to 2142 and encodes 615 amino acids. NCBI's taxonomy places the organism in Eukaryota, Metazoa, Echinodermata, Asteroidea, Valvatida, Asterinidae. Gene Ontology annotation, cellular component: Golgi apparatus. The transcript has 10 exons. The record is from RefSeq and is a predicted model, not a curated record.